AUGUUUUUCCGACAUUUCUAGUGCUACGCCAUUUUCAAUGGUAUUUAUUUGAGGACGCUUCGGAAAAUUUUCGUCGUCUUGAGGUAUACAAAUUGAAGCAAAAUGUCGCAAAGGUUUGCUCCUGGCCAGCCAGGAUCAGCUCCAGUGUCGGGCACACCACGAUAUCAGCCACCUCCGCCUCAAACAGCGGGUAUGCGGCCCUAUGCCGCUGGUGGCACUUUUCCGCAACGUGGCUUUCCUCUCCAUCAAAAUGCUGCUCAAUCUGGACAAAGUAAUACAAGUUCUCCAGGUGGACCGCCCUUACAUCAACGAACUUCACAACCUAGUUUUCAAAGUGGUCUAAGAGGAAGCGCCUCUGGUGGUGGAAGUAAAAGGUCAACUGAAUCUCGUAAUAUUAGUAGCAACCAAAACAAAGGGGAUUUUGGUGCGGCAAAGAAAAAGAAAAAACUCGCUGACAAAAUAUUACCCCAAAAAGUUCGAGAUUUGGUGCCUGAGUCCCAAGCAUAUAUGGAUUUAUUAACAUUUGAAAGAAAAUUGGAUGCGACGAUCAUGCGGAAGCGUCUGGAUAUUCAAGAAGCAUUGAAAAGGCCCAUGAAGCAAAAAAGAAAACUUCGCAUCUUUAUUUCAAACACGUUUUAUCCAAGUAAAGAGCCGACCAAUGACGGAGAUGAAGGUUCCGUAGCCUCCUGGGAGCUCCGCGUCGAAGGUCGUUUGUUGGAGGACGGGAAAGGAGAUCCUACUACAAAAAUAAAAAGAAAAUUUUCUUCUUUUUUUAAGUCAUUGGUUAUUGAAUUGGAUAAAGAGUUGUAUGGUCCUGACAACCACUUAGUUGAGUGGCAUCGAACGCAUACUACGCAAGAAACUGAUGGAUUUCAAGUAAAGCGUCCUGGUGAUAGAAACGUUCGUUGCACAAUACUACUAUUGUUGGAUUAUCAACCAUUGCAAUUUAAAUUAGAUCCCCGACUAGCACGUCUACUUGGUGUUCAUACUCAGACACGCCCAGUGAUAAUUUCCGCACUCUGGCAAUAUAUAAAAACUCAUAAACUACAAGAUGCUCAUGAACGUGAAUAUAUAAAUUGUGACAAGUAUUUGGAGCAGAUAUUUGGGUGCCAGCGAAUGAAGUUCGCGGAGAUACCACAACGUCUCAACCCGCUACUUCACCCCCCAGAUCCAAUUGUCAUCAACCAUUUUAUUGAAAGUGGUGCCGAAAAUAAGCAAACUGCAUGCUAUGACAUUGACGUUGAAGUUGACGACACGCUUAAAAACCAGAUGAAUAAUUUUCUAAUGAGUACAGCCAGUCAACAAGAAAUUCAAGGUUUGGAUACGAAAAUACAUGAAACUGUCGAUACCAUUAACCAGAUGAAAACUAACCGCGAGUUCUUUUUGAGUUUUGCAAAAGAUCCGCAAAAGUUUAUUCAUCGUUGGAUUGUAAGCCAAACAAGAGAUUUGAAAGCGAUGACAGAUGUGGUUGGAAAUCCUGAGGAAGAGCGGCGAGCUGAAUUCUAUUACCAACCGUGGACUCAUGAAGCAGUCUCACGUUACUUCUUUACAAAAGUAAAUCAGAAGCGCGCUGAAUUGGAACAAGCCUUGGGCAUACGUAAUGGCUAACUCUUCACAAUAUGCUCACACAUGUCGCUUCUUAAACGUCAAUUCAAUAAAUAUUCACCCUCAUUGCUAGAGUCGUAUCAAAUGCAAGACGUUUUUCGAGAGUCGAAUCGUAUCGAAAAUUUCACGUCAUUGCCUAAAAUUUUCACUCGACUAGUGUAUUAAAAUGGGAAAACUUGGCAGCACUGUAUAUUUUUCGACGAUUUUGGUCGUUUACUUAUUUCAGUACGACAAUAGACAAUGCUACUGUUGUCGAGUCGUACAAUUUGGCCUAAUUUACGACUUACGCAAUGAGGCUGAUU
This is a messenger RNA of Rhagoletis pomonella (apple maggot), 1907 nucleotides long. It is a transcript of the gene Bap60, whose product is annotated as brahma-associated protein of 60 kDa. The coding region runs from base 103 to 1608 and encodes 501 amino acids. NCBI's taxonomy places the organism in Eukaryota, Metazoa, Arthropoda, Insecta, Diptera, Tephritidae. Gene Ontology annotation, cellular component: nucleus; SWI/SNF complex. The record is from RefSeq and is a predicted model, not a curated record. Gene Ontology annotation, biological process: regulation of transcription by RNA polymerase II. The transcript has 3 exons.